AUGGCUACCAAUUUAACCUACCCUACAUUUUGUCUUCCUGAUGAUCCGGCCAACAUUUCUAUUUACCAGAAUGUUGAUACACCAGAUAAACUCAAUGCUACUGUUUUCAACGACAACGGCUUCUUCCAAGAGCAUAUUUCAACAACGCCACUUCCAACAUUGCGCAUCAUCUCCAUACACUCCAAGUCAUCAAUAAAGCCACUUCAAAUCUCAAAGGAUGCCCUCCAGGUGCUCAAAGACACCUAUAAGAUUGGCGAUGAAUUAUGGGACUUGACUUCGACAUUCGGAGACAAACCCAUGACUGCAGGUGUAGGUGAAGGCGCAAUGAAAGUACAAAGUGGUGAGAAUGGGAUUCAAGAUAUUUCUUACAGACUCACAUUUCCAACUCCGGUGGGAGUUGAGGAUUGGACUAUGCGCCAAAUGGGUGUUUUGCACCACCAUGAUCCUAAUGAUCUUCAAAAUCUCUGGAUCUUCUUUCAUGUCGGCCGUAGUACACCCAUGCAGAAAAAAAUUGAGCAGUAUGCCUCGCUGUCCCAGGGGCUACGCUCAGAUUAUACGUGGCUUACGCUUCAUUCUUCUGUGUUCUCUUGUUGUCUGCAUAAUUGGCGUUCCUACAUUAACCGUCUAGGUUAUGACGUGGAUAGACAUAGUGAUAGUUCUCUGGGCUUUAUCCUGAGAAACAUCGACCACGUUUUGACCGCCGGAGGUGACAGCAACUUGACGGCAAUUCACAAUACACGCGACCUUCUCUUACCCACUUCAUACAGAUUGAGGGUCAUAUUGGAAACUCUCACAAAACUAGGUCAUUUGAGCAGUGUUCUGGACUCGCAGUAUAACAGCGCGGACAAUGGCUUUCAAAAGCUUGUCACGUGUGUGGCAUACCACAAAGCUCGUCUUGAGGGGUUUGUUGUUGGGGUAGAAGUCCUAAAGGAGAAGGUCAAGGACAUUUUAAACAUGACUACAUUAGGGUUAGAUUUCAGGAUGACAAACCAGAUGCUCGACCUCAACAACCGAAUGGUUGAAUUAAACAACCGCAUGCUCGGCGCCAAUCAACAGCUGCUCGAACUUGGAACUAAGAGCUUCGACGACAAUGCAACGGUCAAGGUGGUCACUAUAUUGACGCUUAUAUACUUACCUGCAAGCCUUGUGUCGUCUAUUUUCGGAAUGAACUUGUUCAAGUUUGACGAUGGGGCAACCGAGGAAUUCAGAAUUUCUAAGCAAUUCUGGAUCUAUGUUGUUGCUACAAUCAUCUUGGCAGUCAUUACAGUCAGCGUGUAUCUAUGGACUCACAAAGAGCAGGUUAGAAGCCGCCAUUCCCACCCGAUGAAAGGAAUACCGCAGGGUUCUGAGGAAGAUGCCGAAACUUGA
Messenger RNA from Penicillium egyptiacum, 1368 nucleotides. The record is from the annotation of a GenBank genome assembly. Lineage: Eukaryota; Fungi; Ascomycota; Eurotiomycetes; Eurotiales; Aspergillaceae.